CCUCUCUCUGGACAGGGAUUGCUCAAAGCCAUGAGGUCAGUCAGCAUGCAGCUAGAAUGGGUGAUACCAUGGCUCAGCCUUUGCCUUGGCCUAUCAGCAGCCACCAUUGUCACGGUUCAGGACACUGGAAAAAUUCCAGUAAUUACAGUAGUGAGCCCAUCUCACAACAACCAGUUCUGCAGCACAUGGGGAAACUACCACUUUAAGACAUUUGAUGGGAAUUUGUUCAGGCUUCCAUCCACUUGCAGCUACAUCUUUGCAUCCCAGUGUAAGGCAGACUACAGCAGUUUCAACAUUGAGCUCCAACGACAGGAGUCCAAUAAGGUUACCACCAUAAAGAAAGUCACAAUGAAACUGGAUGGUGAAGUUGUGGAAUUAGCUAAUGGAUUCAUCAAAAUCAACAAUGAACCUGCUGAAAUACCCUUCAGUCGGGGUGGCAUUUCAGUAGAAAGCAUUGCAUCCUAUGUUAAAGUUCAGGCAAAGCUGGGAUUGGUCUUAAUGUGGAAUCAAGAAGACUCCCUCUGGGUUGAACUGGAUGCAAAAUUCAGAAAUCAAACUUGUGGUCUGUGUGGUGACUUCAAUGAACUGAAUAAUGAGUUCACAAAUUCAGAUACAGGGGCUUCUUACUGUAUUGAAGAAUAUGGGGACAAGUGGAAAAUCAGUGGUCUGUCUGACAAUUGUGAGACCACGUCCUUUCAAGCCAAAGAGUCAUGUGAAGUUCCGGAAGAUCUCUGCCAGAAACUGAAGACUGAAAGUGCAUUUGACAGUUGUCAAGGCCUGAUUGAAACCGAGUCCUUCAUUAACGCCUGUAAGGAAGAUCUGUGCUCCUGUGUCAGCAACGAUACGUCUUGUGUGUGUGCGACCAUGUCAGAGUACUCCCGUCAGUGUGCUCAUGCAGGCGGGACACCAGGGCAGUGGAAGAACCCAAAUUUCUGUGGAAAACCAUGCCCCUUCAACCUGGAGUAUAAGGAAUGUGGUAAUCCCUGCAUGGACACUUGCAAAAACCAGGGCACAAACCAAGUGUGUAGUGAACACUGUGUUGAUGGAUGUUUCUGUCCAUUUGGGACUGUCUUGGAUGAUGUCACACAUACUGGGUGCGUCACUGUUGACAGCUGCAGCUGCCUGCAUAAUGGAGAAAUAUACCAACCGGGGCAAUCCUACUCCGGGCCAUGCAAGAGCUGCACCUGCAAAAAUGGUGAGUGGAUCUGUAAUCUUAAAGACUGUCCUGGUGUUUGUUCCAUCCUGGGUGGCUCUCACAUCACCACCUAUGACGAUAAAACGUAUAUGUUUCACGGAGAGUGUUCUUAUGUUCUGACGAAGGAAAUCAAAGGGACUUUCAGCCUUCAAGGCGACUUGGCUAAAUGUGAAAUAUCUGAUCAAUCAACUUGUCUGGCUUCAAUCACUCUACUACUGUCAGAUCAUGUGAUGGUUAAAAUUGAUGCCAGUGGGCAGGUCUUUUACAACAAACUGCUCUCUCAACUUCCUCUCUUUUUGGAUCAUAUCACAAUUUUCCACCCAUCUACAUUCUUUCUUGUAAUCCAAACCACCUACGGGCUUGAUGUUGAGAUUCAGCUCAUACCUGUUAUGCAGGUCUACAUCAAAGCCAGUGUAUCUAAUAAAGGAAAACUCCUCGGUCUGUGUGGAGAUUUUGAUAACGAUGGAUCACAGGACUUCAAAACAACCUGCGGUAUAAUUGAAAAAACAGCUUGGACAUUUGCCAACACAUGGAAAACCAAGCCAAACUGCCCUGAUGUGACAAAUAUACUCGGGGACCCCUGUAGUAUGAGUACAGAAAAAGAGAAAUAUGCCAAACACUGGUGCUCCCAGCUGUCAGACCCAAAAGGUGUUUUUUCACUGUGCCAUCCUGUGGUACACCCAGUAGAGUAUCAACUUAAUUGUAUUUAUGACACCUGUGCCUGUGAAAAAAGUGAGGAUUGCUUGUGUGCUGCUUUAUCCGCCUAUGUUCAUGCAUGUGCUAUUGAAGGCGUAUUAUUGACUGGAUGGAGGAACAACACAUGCCAGAAAUACACAAAUGACUGCCCACCUACUUUUGUGUAUGACUACAAAAUGACAAGCUGCGGUCGCACCUGUCGCUCUCUUAGUCAGUCAGAUUUAACAUGUGGGGUUGAUUUUACUAAGCUUGAUGGCUGUGGCUGUGCUGAAGGAACUUAUCUAAAUGAAAAGAACGAGUGUGUGUUACCCUCACAAUGUUCCUGUUACGCUGGAGACACAGUGGUGCAUCCCGGGCAGGUUACUACACUCAGUAAUGGACAGAUUUGCUCUUGCCAUGGUGGAGAAUUAACCUGUUCAGGAAAACAAGAGAUUCAAACAUGCACAAGCCCAAUGGUUUUCCUCAACUGCUCAAAUGCAAAGCCGGGAGAAAAGGGAUCUGAGUGCCAAAAAAGCUGCCAGACACUGAACAAACAAUGUAUCAGCACACAAUGUAUCUCAGGAUGUGUAUGCCCUGAUGGCCUGCUAUCAGAUAAUAAUGGAGGCUGUGUAAAGCAGGAGGACUGCCCCUGCCCAUAUAAUGGACAACACUAUAAGCAUGGACAAUCUGUUAAAGUGGACUGCAAUACAUGCACAUGCAAAAGCAGCAUAUGGGAAUGUACAGGUCAAGAAUGUGGUGGAACCUGUACCAUUUAUGGAGCAGGGAAUUACAUCACUUUUGAUGAAUCAAGAUUUGCCUUUAGUGGAGGCUGUAGCUACAUCUUCACCCAGGAUUCCUGUGGAGGUGAGAACGGCACCUUUCAGGUACUGACUGAGAGCAUCCCCUGCAAAAAUGCUGAAAGCAUCUGCUCCUUUGACAUCACGCUCUAUUUAGGGAACAGUGAAAUUCGUCUCUCAGAUGAACAUAUCAAAGUUAUUAAAAAAAACAGUGGGGAAGAAAUACCCUAUCAAGUCCACACUUUGGGUUUAUAUCUCGUCAUUGAAGCGAAGAAUGGCCUUAUGGUCAUUUGGGAUAAAAAGACAACCCUCAUGAUAAAACUCAGAUCUACAUUCAAGGGCAAAGUCUGCGGUCUGUGUGGAAAUUUUGAUGGAAAUAUCAAGAAUGAUUUCACUACCAGAAAUAAAGAAGUUGUGGUUGAUCCCCUUAUAUUCGGAAACAGCUGGCAAGUGUCACCUAGCUGCUCAAGUGCACAAACUACAAAUGAUGCAUGUACACUGUACUCACACAGACAGGCAUGGGCAGUGAAGCACUGCAGCAUUAUCAAGAGUGCAGUAUUUAAGGCCUGCCAUUCAAGGGUGGAUCCCCAACAAUAUUUUGAUGCCUGUGUGAGAGACACGUGUGCCUGUAAUUCAGGAGGAGAUUGUGAGUGUUUCUGUUCAGAUGUAGCAGCUUAUGCAGCAGCCUGUAAUGAGGCAGGAGUGUGCGUGAAAUGGAGAACUCCCACCAUCUGCCCUGUAUUCUGUGAUUAUUACAACCCUGAUGGACAGUGUGAAUGGCACUAUAAGCCUUGUGGAAGAUCAUGCAUGAAGACAUGCAGAAAUCCCUCUGGAAUAUGCUACAAUCAACUUCCCGCAUUAGAAGGUAGCUCCAUGUACAAUGAGACUGAUGGAAAAGGCUGGUGUUACACUGCAAAAUGCAAUUCAUCAUGUGGUACUGAAAUCCAAUCCCGGCCAUGUCACCUUACAACUCCACCAACUUCAUCUAUUCCCAUAACGAGCUCUCGCACUCCAGUAAUUCUAGAAGAAGACUGCUUCUUUCUCAAUCCACCUAGAAAGAAUGGUGAAACCUGGCAUUCAAACAACUGCACCACAGAAAGAUGUCAAAAUGGUCAACACAUUACAACACAUGUGCAAUGUAAUGUAAAAAAUAUUGUUUGUGAGAAUAAGCAAACACCAGUUAAAGUUUAUGAUGGAAAUGGCUGUUGUUUCCACUAUGAAUGCAAAUGUGUUUGUGGUGGCUGGGGAGAUCCUCAUUAUGUGACAUUUGAUGGACAAUAUUACAGCUUCCAAAAAAAUUGCACUUAUGUCCUGGUUAAAGAGAUCACACCUCGACACAAUUUUAAAGUUUAUAUUGAUAAUGUAAACUGUAAUCCCACUGGAACUGUGACGUGUCCUAAAUCCCUUAUUGUGUAUUACAAAAACUAUACAGUUAUUCUCACACAGGAGAGAGGAGCAAAGACUGUGAACAAGGUAUAUGUCAACGGCAGUCCUGUCACUACUAUGUUUACAAAUAAUGACAUGACCAUCACAAAUCAAGGAAUUGAGAUGCGAUUAACAAUCCCAGAAAUUGAAGCAGUUGUGAUGUUCAAAGGUCUUUUAUUCAGCGUAGAUGUACCAAUGACUCUUUUCUAUGGCAACACAGAAGGACAGUGUGGUACCUGUGACAAUAACACAAAAAAUGACUGCAGACUGAAAAAUGGUCAGAUUUCUCCAUCAUGCUCUGACAUGGCAUAUGAUUGGCAUGUAUCUGUCGACAAUAAGCCAUACUGCAAUGGGCUUACCACUCCCACUCCACCUCCACGUCCAACUUCACCUCCAAUAUGCAACAAAAGCUCACUUUGUGAAAUCCUAAACAGCGAGGUAUUCAAGGAAUGCCACAAAGUAGUAAGUGUACAACCAUUUUAUGAAGCCUGUAAGUUUGAUACUUGCUACACAACUGUUGGUAUGGGAUGCAGCAGUAUUGAGGCAUACAACUUGAUGUGUGCUGAGGCAUCUAUCUGUGUAGACUGGAGGAACGCUACUAAAGGAGUGUGUGAAUAUAAAUGCCCAGACAAUAAAGUCUACAAGCCUUGUGGGCCAACUGUUGUUCAAACAUGCAAUGCAAGAUACAAUGAACAGUUCUCUCAGCAAUGUAAUGCAGAAGGUCCUCAAAACAAGAACUGCAAUUCUUUUGGAGAGGGGUGCUUCUGCCCAGGGGGAAUGACUUUGUUCAGUUCAACCUCUGAUGUCUGCGUCUCCUCCUGUUGCACUGGACCUGAUGGCAAACCUAAAGAGCUUGGUGAAACCUGGAAGAUUGGCUGUCAGGAAUGUGUUUGCAAUAAGAACACUUUUAGUGUGGUUUGUAAGAAUGUAACAUGCCCUACUCAAAACCCAAUAAAGUGCACCGAAGGUGAGGUGCUGGUGAACAAAACAGUGGACUGCUGUGUGACACCGACAUGUGAAUGUAACACGAACACGUGUCCAUUGCAACCACAUUGUGACGUGGGAUUUGAAUUGAAGGUUAACACCCCAAAGGAUAAAUGCUGCCCUGUUUACAGCUGUGUAAGUUGUGGAACUGAGCAAACAGAUGCAAAUGGUUGCUGCAAAAUAUGUCCGCCUCCUUCCCCCUGUAAAAUCCACACCAACACCACCUAUCUGUACAUAAAUGACUGCAAAUCAGUUGAGGAAGUGGAACUCACAUCAUGUGAGGGAUCCUGUGGAGCAUCCUCCUCAAUGUAUUCGGCAAAGGCCAAUAGCAUGAUGCAUUCAUGCACCUGCUGUCAAGAAAUGAAGACCAGCGAGAAGGAAGUGCAGAUAAAGUGCUCCGAUAACACCACAAAAAUGUACAAGUACAUUUCAGUUGACCAGUGCGGCUGCAAAGCUGCUGAAUGCAAAGAGCAUGAUUGUAAAGAUUGUGAAAAGAAAAAUGAAAAACUGAACUAGAAAAUCAGACCAACUAUUGUCAACUAUUUCUUCCUAAAACCUAUCUAAACAAUAUAAACUUAAUAUCAGAAGACUAAAAACAAAACUCGAUGCUAAACCUCUUAAACAGCAGAGAUGUUUUAGUCUGAAACUUGCAUCUUCUUAAGUUGUCUCUUUCUAACUUACAGUCCCUCUCCAAACAUUUGCAUGUACUGUUUUGGAGGUGGGAGAAAAUAAUAUAUUUCUGUGGUGGGUGUGUCCUUUUAUCUCUCCAGAAGUCAUUCCUUCACAAACUUUAUGAUGUGCCAUUUCAGCUUCCACAUAAAUUUAGAAAUUCAGAUUUAACUGAAAUCGCAGUAAUUCAGUCAUGGCUCUUUAAAUUGGAAAAAGAGUUCCAUAUAAGAAUGGGAAAACCAAUAACUUGAAUUUUAAAUUAUAGUUGAACAUUAUUUCUAACAACACAAUUAUGUAACAUUCAAUUUUAUUAUUACCAAAAGAGUUAAAAGAAUGUCUAAAAUAUCUUUGUCAAAUAUCUGAUAUUUUCAACUACUUUCUAUUUCAAUAAAAUUCAGCAUGAUCAUGA
Messenger RNA from Neolamprologus brichardi, 6154 nucleotides. NCBI's taxonomy places the organism in Eukaryota, Metazoa, Chordata, Actinopteri, Cichliformes, Cichlidae. The record is from RefSeq and is a predicted model, not a curated record.